This is a messenger RNA of Funneliformis mosseae, 207 nucleotides long. The record is from the annotation of a GenBank genome assembly. Lineage: Eukaryota; Fungi; Glomeromycota; Glomeromycetes; Glomerales; Glomeraceae.
UUUUAUAAGAAAUCUUGGGAAGAAGCUUUUGCUUUUAACAGCAGUUUAAAUGUUGGUGAAGCCCCUGAGUGGCACCCUUAUGAUAUUAUGGAUGAAGAGCAAACUGGAGGCGUUAACGAUUUGUUGAAUGAAAUCCGAAAUUUUUUGGAAGUAUUUCAAAGUAAAGUUUUAAUACCAUCUGAAGAAAAUAAUAAUAAUAAUUCAUAA